Molecule: messenger RNA, 2399 nt
Organism: Phacochoerus africanus (Common warthog)
Lineage: Eukaryota; Metazoa; Chordata; Mammalia; Artiodactyla; Suidae
Gene: ACBD4
Product: acyl-CoA binding domain containing 4
Exons: 10
Coding region: 405-1358 (317 amino acids)
Biological process (GO): fatty acid metabolic process
Molecular function (GO): fatty-acyl-CoA binding
Source: RefSeq, a predicted model, not a curated record
CCCCAUCCCGGCCAGACUCGCCCCGGAGGUCAGUCGGAAACCUCUGUGCGGGGGCUGGGAAACCCAGGUGUCCAGGCAGUGGGCAUUGCAAGGAGAAUUGUAUCUAGAGGUUCACUGUGACCCUUGCCACCUGCCUCUCCACCCACAACCGAGGUCCUCUCCGUCGAGCCUGGUCCCACCCACGCUGCCUCGGCGUGGGGCAAGGAGUCUCCUCGGCCGCACCUCCUGACUUCCCGCGGCAUCUCACUCAGGCCUCUGAAGAGCUUAGUUUGCCCCCCUGGAGAGUGGACCGCUGGCUUGGAGGUGUGUGCCCGGGAGCGGGGGACCCUGGGGGCCUGCUCACAACAGGCUUGUUCUUGCAGAGUCGCUCAAAAGUAGGGCCCCAGGGCUCGGAGCAGCUGGGUAUGGGUACUGAGAGUGAAAGUCCAGAACCGGACUGCCAGAAACAGUUCCAGGCUGCAGUCAGCGUCAUUCAGAACCUGCCUAAGAACGGCUCUUACCGCCCAUCCUACGAAGAGAUGCUGCGAUUCUACAGUUACUACAAGCAGGCUACCGUGGGUCCCUGCCUGGUCCCCCGGCCUGGGUUCUGGGACCCUAUUGGACGUUAUAAAUGGGACGCCUGGAACAGCCUGGGCAAGAUGAGCAGGGAGGAGGCCAUGUCUGCCUACAUCACUGAGAUGAAGCUGGUGGCACAGAAGGUGAUCGACACGGUGCCCCUGGGCGAAGUGGCAGGGGACAUGUUUGGUUACUUCGAGCCCCUGUACCAGGUGAUCCCUGACAUGCCGAGGCCCCCGGAGACCUUCCUGAGAAGGAUCACAGGUUGGAAAGAGCAGAUACUGAAUGGAGAUGCUGGGGCUGCCCCAGAAGCUCCCCACCUCCCCAAGGAACCAGCACCCCCAAGCCCAGAGUCCCAGCCCCCCAGGGACCAGGACUCUGAGGUUUUUUGUGAUUCCCUGGAGCAGCUGGAGCCUGAGCUGGUUUGCGCAGAGCAGUGGAGUGCCCAUGGGGGAGAGCUCGACACCAGGAACAGCCCGGAGCCUCCUGCAGGGAAAGGGAAGGCAGAAGGCAGCCCACCGGGGUCCCAGGAAUUGGACGCAUGGCUGGUGGGGACAGUACGGGCACUGCAGGAGAGCAUGCGGGACGUCCAGGGCAGGCUGCGGAGCCUGGAGGGCGUGCCCGGCCCCCCCAAGCAGGCUGCUCGCUUCCAGAGCCCUCUCCCGCGCCCAGGGAACUUUCUGGAAGGCCAAGGCCUGCAGGAGCUUCGUCCCCGCCCCUCCCCGAGUGAGCACAGACCCCUGGGGGCCACCAGCUGCUGUGGGCUGCUCUGGUUCCAACAUUUUGAGUUAACCCCUGUGUGAAGAUGGACAACUGAAGGGGAGGGAGAGAGGGUCCAAGCUGGUGCUGGGGAUGCGGGCCUGGGGCAGAAGCCAGCUCCACCACUUGCUAGCUGUGUGACCUGGGCAAGACUCUUAACUGCUCUGAGCCUGGGUCACCUUAUUUGUGGAAUAACGACGAGGAUCUCUUCGUUGUAAAGGCAGUCCAGGGGUUUAUAUGAGCAGGACAUGUAAAAUGCCUGGUGAAGAGUUAAACCUCAGCUAAUAGCAGGGUGCCUGGCCUCUUGUUUCAUAGAAUUCUGGAAUUCCACAACCCAUGAGUCUGGCCACGCCUCCCCUAAUAGGACAAAUGAGCCCAUGCAGCUGAGCCCUAUCCAGUAGACCAGGCUGGGCUCAGCUGUACCUUCCAAAGCCCCUGACUGAGGAUAGCCAGGAGUCCUCUGGUGUCUGAAACUGUGACUGUGGAGUUCUCUGCAAAAACCCUUUACCUCAGGGAGCUCCCAGUAUGAGGGGCAGUUCUUGCUCUCAGGGCACCUGCAACUGAUGAGCAGGACAGAGGAGGGGCAGGCUUUUCAGAGUUCUUGAAAGCUCAGGGAAACAGGCUAGGAUGUUCAAUUUCAAAACAUCUGGAGGUGCCCCAGGGGCACUGUUGCUUGCCUUUUCCCUUUGGGCGUGCCCAUCAUCGCUUCCCCAAGGACAGCUCCUGAGUCUCCAGACAGGUCCUUUCUUUGGACAAGUUGCAUGUGCUUUGUAGAAUGCCCUACUUCAUGCUACUCAAAGACAGCCAAGAAGUCAUCUCCUGCAUGAAAUCUGUCCACAAUUCUCAACUCCUAAGCAAUUUGGCUCAUAAACUCCCACCAGGAUUUUCUUCACUUGCUAUUCUGGCUUACUGUGGUUGGGUCGUCUCUCCAAACAGUCCCUGAGUAGCAAGGAUGAUACUUUAUUCAUCAUUGUGCUCUCUUAUCAAAUCAUUGCCAAAGGAAGAAAUAAGAGCCUAAGUUAGGCUGAAGCUGUUGGGGAUGAAAAGGAACUAAAUCCAGGAGUUCCUGUUGUGGUUCAGUGGGU